UUCCCAUGUCACGUGACACGGGCUAACAGUUCUUCGGUGCUUCAUUUCCGUGGAUGCUGCGGACGAUACAAAAGCAACUUUGGUUUUGUUUUAUUUUGAAUAUUGGCGAUAUAACCCCACAUAAUUUAUCACACGUUUGAUGUGGAUCUUUGCUCUGUGAAAGCAUCAGCAUGGAAAUGGUAAAGAUAGAGAAAGUCAUAGUUGGAAAUGAAAUGAAGACCUCCUCUGCAGAGAUCAAGUCUGACCCUGUGGUCACGCCGGACUACUAUCCCCACGAGAGUCUGCAGUGUUUUCAAUGCCUGAUUGUCUUCAAAGACCGCAAAGCCAAAGACAGACACUUCAAGAGGAGCCAUCGGGAGGAGUACACACAUCAACUGCAACAGAGUAAUACGCUGUUUAUGUGCUACAAGUGCAAGUGCUCUUUCUCCACUGCUGAAGAGCUCAACCAACACCAGCCUACACACUUUACUGAAGAAAAGCCAUUUGUCUGCUCGCUCUGUCAGAAAAGGUUCUGCACCCUUUCCGAGCUGAACAAACACACGCGAAAGGAUUGCGAUGAGCGGCGGCAUCUGUGCGAGAUCUGUGGCGCCCGCUUCCCCAUGCCUUUUCGUCUCCGCAAGCAUCGCAUCGCAAUGCACCCGGAGAAGGAGGUUUCGCCCGAAGAUGCCGGGACGUGUCAGUGCUUAAAAUGUGGUGUCGUCUUCCAGACGGAAGAAGAGCUAUUUCAGCACCAGCAGGAGUUUGCUAACUGCGAUCUCGGGGAAUCGCGGGGGAAAAAGCGAGCUUGUGAGCCAAAGCCCGAAACCCAAGAGGUGGAGGUUGAUAAGAAGAUCAAGAAAGAAGAGGAUGCAAAUGGAUACGAUGGACACAGUGACUCAACUCCGGGAGCUUCCUCUGUGGAGUUUAAGAUUCCCUGUCCUGAGGAAGAUUGUGAUUGCAUGUUUCCUUCAGUUGAAGCCUUGCGUGCGCACAAAAAAGACCGGCAUGGCUCUCGUCCUCCCAAAGCUCCCGGCUCUGAAUACACUUGCCUUACCUGUGGGGAGAGCUUUGCAAGAGAAAGUACUUUACUGGCUCAUCAAACCUCCCAUAUUAAGAAAGAAGAGGUUGUUGACCAGAGAUGAAGUAGAAAAUUCCUCCGUUGGAUGUUGCAUCAUCAUGUCAUUCAUGUUCCCAGAGAAUAUAUUGUAGUGUGAUAUUUUAGAUUGAGUUUAUGAAGCAAAGUUAUGCAAAAUAUUGCAGAUUGUUUCAGGAACAUUGUCUAUUUUUCCUUCUAAUGAAAUACCAUGAAAAACGGCUCACCUCAUGUGUAAAUAACCAUGGUUAAUUUUUCCGAUGUGAACUUUAGGGAAAAAAAAAAAUCAUGUAAAAAUGCCCUUUUUUUCCCCUUUUUUUUCCUCAUCGUGCCUCCGAUUUAUCCUAAACAUGUAAUAUUGAUAGUGAAGUAGCUGAGUUAUUCCUCAUUUGGGUUGUGGGAAUAUUUUGUAUUUAACUUGAAAGUAUUUUAUUUUAAGCAAAAAGUGUAAAUGUGACACUAGCACAGUGCAUCAUAUUACAAGCAAAAUAAAAUAUGAUUGAAAAAACUGCUCAGUUUACAGGAUUGCACCAUAA
This is a messenger RNA of Fundulus heteroclitus (mummichog), 1608 nucleotides long. Its product is annotated as zinc finger protein 354A. The coding region runs from base 171 to 1121 and encodes 316 amino acids. The transcript has 5 exons. Lineage: Eukaryota; Metazoa; Chordata; Actinopteri; Cyprinodontiformes; Fundulidae. The record is from RefSeq and is a predicted model, not a curated record.